AUAAGCCGACUAUUGAGGAGCAAAUAGGGCGUGCCCAAAGGUGAGCUCCAGCUGUUAGAAGGAAGGAAUUAAAAAAGAAAUUAGAGGUGGCUUUGUUCAUAAGGCCUUGUUUCCCCUCGCCGCCUAGUGCCUUGUCAGAUGAGAGAGUAUUCAAAAUUUACACUGUUUCUGUCUUAAAAGAUGAUCACAAACGUCAUGUAUCAAUGUUUUUUUUUACUAAUAAUUUUAUUUGACUAAAAAAUGUAUUAAACGUGUGCCAAGCUGGAGCCGCAAAAGGGCUUCUCUGGCCAAAAUCAAACAAAAACGCUCAAGAGUAUCCCCAAGACGUUCCGAACUUUAUAAAAAAAUUUUCUCAUAGCUCAGAGACUACUCCAUAGCCAUGUCGAAGGUGCAUAGGGGUGACGAGCUUGUACAACAAGCAGAAAAAACCAUGCAAGUAGGAUUCAUGUCCCGUAUCUUUGGCAGUAAAGCAGACAGAGCAAGGGAUGCGGCGGAAUUGUAUGAUAAAGCCGCGAAUGCCUAUAAACUCGAUAAAACAUGGGAUAGAGCUGGCAGGGCCUUUCUAUCCGCCGCGGAGCAUUACAUCAUAUCAGAUGAUAAACCAGAAGCAGCCUAUCGAUUUGAAAAUGCUGCUACUGCCUUCAAAAAGAUUGAUCACGGAGCCGCCAUCAAUGCCCUCAAUAAGGCUAUAGUAAUCUACCGAGAAAUGGGGAGAUUCAAUACGGCUGCACGACUCGAAAAGGAGAUUGGUGAAACCUAUGAAAACGAUGAUGAGAGCGCUCUUGCAGUUGAACACUACAAAUUAGCAGCAGAUUAUUAUGAGGGCGAGGGACAAAACACGAACCGUGACAAUUGCUUGCUCAAAGCCGCCCACAUCUCCGCGCUUUUAGGGCACUACAAUGAAACUAUCAAUAUCUUCGAAAGCAUCUCGUCCUCCUGUGCUAGUGACAACCUUCGUAAGUUUAGUAUUCGAGACUAUUUGCUCAAAGCCGGCUUGUGCCAUUUAAACACCGGGGAUACGGUUGCCGUGCGCCAAGCCCUGGAAAACUACACGUCAAUGUACUUCGAGUGGGGAAAUUCCAGGGAAUGCAAAUUGCUCACCGCUAUAUUGGACGCUGUGGAAGAUAACGACGAAGCAGCUUUUUCAAAGGCAGUUAGAGAAUUUGAUAACAUCUCGCAAUUGGAUAAAUGGAAGACGUCGAUGCUUCUCAGGAUCCAAGAGCGUAUCAAAAACCAGGAAUCCGAAAUUUUAUAG
Schistocerca gregaria is the source of this 1255-nucleotide messenger RNA. RefSeq lists its product as uncharacterized. Gene Ontology annotation, biological process: SNARE complex disassembly; intracellular protein transport. Gene Ontology annotation, molecular function: soluble NSF attachment protein activity; syntaxin binding. The record is from RefSeq and is a predicted model, not a curated record. NCBI's taxonomy places the organism in Eukaryota, Metazoa, Arthropoda, Insecta, Orthoptera, Acrididae. Bases 380 to 1255 code for a protein of 291 amino acids. The transcript has 4 exons. Gene Ontology annotation, cellular component: vacuolar membrane; SNARE complex.